ACCCCGGCGCGGUGGUGGAGGCGCAGACGUCGGUUCCCUACGCCAUCGUGGGCGGCAUCCUGGCGCUGCUGGUGUUUCUGAUCAUCUGUGUGCUGGUGGGCAUGGUCUGGUGCUCCGUCCGGCAGAAGGGCUCCUAUCUGACCCACGAGGCCAGCGGCCUGGACGAGCAGGGAGAGGCCAGAGAAGCCUUCCUCAACGGCAGCGACGGCCACAAGCGGAAAGAAGAAUUCUUCAUCUGACCCCACCCCCACCGCCAGCUGCGGAGCCAGCAGAGACCCCGACCAGAGUCCCGACGCCGGCCUCCCCGCUCACACCUCGGGCCCUGGGCGUGGCCGGGGGACGGGUGCCUGGGCCUCUCCGAGGCCGGAGGCCGGGGGUCCCCAGGACACAGGGGCUGCAAGUCCCAACUCGACCGAGUCCAAGGACGGGUACUAGGGAUUUGGGUUGGGGGAAGGCCAGAACCCUAGGCUACAGAACCAGGCCCCGUGGGGAGGGGUCAGAUUCUGGGAAGGGUGGGUGGGCGGGGAAGGGAAACACAGAUUUCUUUGGGGUCUCGGACCCCGUGCCAGCCAUUGUAAGAGUUCCACAGAGCUCUGGGCACCUCUUUGCAAAGCCAUGUUUGCACGGUGGGGGGAGGGGCGGGGAGGGCGUGGAAUGGGAAUUCUGUGUCUUUGUGCGAACACUCUGAAGGGGCAGUGAGGGAGACACCCCAACCCUUAUCCAGUGCCCCUCCCCCGGGUUCCUGGGCGGCUCCCCUUCCCUCCAUCUUCCCGUCUCUCCUCCAGGCCCCGGGGAGGGGGAAAGGAUUUUGGAGGGAACUGUGGUCUCUAUGGUUUUAUAUAUAAUAUAUUAAAAAAUCAAAAAUCUGUAUGAAAAAUCAGAUUGCACCCCUCUCCCCCAGUCCUGGCUUUUGCCCCUUUUUCUUGUUUAAAAAAAAAAUGAAAAA
Messenger RNA from Psammomys obesus (fat sand rat), 946 nucleotides. Its product is annotated as cell adhesion molecule 4. Gene Ontology annotation, biological process: regulation of Rac protein signal transduction; negative regulation of peptidyl-tyrosine phosphorylation; regulation of wound healing. The record is from RefSeq and is a predicted model, not a curated record. Gene Ontology annotation, molecular function: vascular endothelial growth factor receptor 2 binding. Lineage: Eukaryota; Metazoa; Chordata; Mammalia; Rodentia; Muridae. Gene Ontology annotation, cellular component: cell-cell contact zone.